Bipolaris oryzae ATCC 44560 is the source of this 1017-nucleotide messenger RNA. RefSeq lists its product as uncharacterized. Gene Ontology annotation, molecular function: oxidoreductase activity; zinc ion binding. The coding region runs from base 1 to 1017 and encodes 338 amino acids. The record is from RefSeq and is a predicted model, not a curated record. The transcript is spliced from 3 exons. Lineage: Eukaryota; Fungi; Ascomycota; Dothideomycetes; Pleosporales; Pleosporaceae.
AUGAAAGCCGGACAAUGGGACCCUAAACAGCAAAAAGUCGUUAUCAACGACAUACCCAAGCCCACCCCAGAACCCUACCAAUUCCUUGUCAAAAUCCACUCCGCAUCGCUAUGCCACUCCGACCUCGGAAUGAGCCUUCGCCCAGACUACCCCGUGACCCUUGGCCACGAAGGCGUCGGGCACAUUGAAUCUCUCGGCUCCUCAGCCUCAGGCCACGGGUUCUCCGUCGGCGACGCCAUCGGCUUCAACUACUUCACCGGCUGCUGCUACACGUGCGAUGGCUGCCAAGUGCACAAUCUGCGGUGCGAGACGGGGAACCAGAAACUGCAAGGAUUUGUGGCUGAUGGGUUUUUUGCAGAGUAUGCAGUUGUGGAUUGGAUGAAUGCAGUGAAGUUACCUGAGAACCUUGAGAUGAGGAGGGCGGCGCCGCUAUUUUGUGCGGGGAUUACAGCGUUUCAUAGUGUGGAUUCGUGUGAGUUGGAAAAGGGUAUGUGGUUGGUGGUUGUGGGAUGUGGGGGAUUAGGGCAGUACGCUGUGCAGUAUGCUAAAGCGAUGAGUAUUAAAACUAUCGCCCUCGACAUCAACGACUCUCAACUUGCCAUGGCGAAGAAACUCGGCGCUGAUGCGACUUUCAACUCCAAAACGAAUUCAAACUAUAUAAAUGAGAUUAAGAAACUCACAAAUGGAAAGGGAUGUCACGCAGCGGCUGUCUAUUCCGGUUCAAGCAUGGCGUAUGCUGGCGCACCAGAUCUCUUACGUACUGGAGGGUUGCUAAUGGUUAUUGGAAUUCCACCAAAAGGAUUCGAUUUUAUCACUGCGUUUGAUUUGACGACGGGCCGGUAUCGGAUCAAGGCCGAGAGCACGAGUAUUCCGCAGAGGAUGAAGAAGGCGGUGGAGUUUACUGGUAAACAUGGUAUACAGCCUGAAGUCGAGUAUCGUAAAUUGGAGGACUUGCCAAAGAUGGUGGAGGAUAUGCAAAAUGGUAUGGCGGAGAAAAGGCAGGUUGUUGUGUUUUGA